Messenger RNA from Alternaria atra, 1014 nucleotides. RefSeq lists its product as uncharacterized. The coding region runs from base 1 to 1014 and encodes 337 amino acids. Gene Ontology annotation, molecular function: transmembrane transporter activity. The record is from RefSeq and is a predicted model, not a curated record. The transcript is spliced from 5 exons. NCBI's taxonomy places the organism in Eukaryota, Fungi, Ascomycota, Dothideomycetes, Pleosporales, Pleosporaceae. Gene Ontology annotation, cellular component: membrane. Gene Ontology annotation, biological process: transmembrane transport.
AUGUCUUCCUCCACAGUAGGCCCGGCGAAGGCGCUGGAACUGCGACAUAUGAACCAAAACCAUGAGGAAAUCAGUGGUUCCAAGGACAACGAUGAUACGACCGAGAUCAUAGUAUCACAACGGGACGACUGUCCACCAGAAUACCUUACCGGAAUCCGUUUCUGGGCCAUCGUUGCCGUUGUGGCAACCUCGCUUUUCGUCACGAACUUGGAAAUACCGAUCGUUACAACAUCAACCAUUGCCAUCACGAAUCAGUUUGGUCGCUUCGAUAAUAUUGACUGGGUUAACUCAAGCUACUUGCUUGGAUACGUUGCGUUUCUGGUGAUCAUCGCAAAGCUGAGCGAUAUCUUCGGCCGCAGGUUCAUGCUUAGUCUUUCGCUGGUCACCUUCAUCAUCUUCUCCGCGGCCUGCGGGGCAUCGCAAAGCCUCACGCAAUUGAUCGUGCUUCGCGCAUUCCAAGGGAUUGGCGGCUCGGGCUGCUUUGCAAUCGGUACUGUUCUGUUGCUAGAACUGGUUCCUCCACAGUCGUACGCAAAGCUUGUCACGAAUAUGAGUGCAGUCUACGCUCUCUCGCUACUUCUUGGCCCUAUCCUCGGAGGGUUACUAAGCGAGAAGGCUAACUGGCGUUGGGUGUUCCUGAUAAACAUUCCGAUUGCAGUGCCAGCUGUCGUCUGCCUGAUCCUUGCUAUGCCCCAAAACUUCCCCUACCACGGACAGCCGAACGAUCGGACCAAAAGGAAUACGUUCGGAAAGGAGACAUUCCAGAGAGUAGAUUGGGUUGGUACCACGUUACUCCUCUUUGCAACGUUGUCUCUCACGGCUGGAUUUGAAGAAGCGGGUUCGCAGUUCCGCUGGGGAUCAGCAUAUGUCAUCGCCUUGAUUGUUGUUUCAGGAGUAUUGUGGAUCUGUCUACUGUUUUGGGAGAGACGUUUGACGUUGCAAGAGACUACAGUGGAGCCUGUUUUUCCAUGGCGGUUCGUAAAGAACCGCGAGAUGCUGAGUCUUAUGCUGUAA